Pogona vitticeps (central bearded dragon) is the source of this 2980-nucleotide messenger RNA. RefSeq names its product minichromosome maintenance complex component 4 (gene MCM4). Gene Ontology annotation, cellular component: nucleus; MCM complex. Gene Ontology annotation, biological process: mitotic DNA replication initiation; DNA strand elongation involved in DNA replication; DNA replication. The record is from RefSeq and is a predicted model, not a curated record. Lineage: Eukaryota; Metazoa; Chordata; Lepidosauria; Squamata; Agamidae. Gene Ontology annotation, molecular function: ATP binding; single-stranded DNA binding; single-stranded DNA helicase activity.
CCCGCGAAAGCCUCAGGUCACCUGACGGUUUUGGCGCGGAUUUUUUUAUAUAGUUCUUCGCCCGCCGCCUAUUUUGCCUGCCGAGAAGGGGAUUCGCCUGAGGGAUCGAGCCAUGUCCUCGCCAGCGUCCACACCGAGCCGCCGCGGCAGUAAACGCCAAAGGGGGGCAGCCGGCCGGGGAGACAGUGGGACCCCCAACCCUCCUACGCCUGCUUCUGAAGAUAUACAGUCCCCUCCAUCACAGCGACGUCGCCCAGAUGAUUCCACAUCCACAGGAGAUUUGCAGCCAAUGCCAACCUCUCCACUGAUUGGCACACAAAGCCCAAAUGCUCAAGUCACACUGUUUUCUAGUCCACCACAAUUCCAACAUUCAGUUCCACUGGACUUUGAUGUGAGUUCACCACUGACCUAUGGCACUCCCAGUUCUAGAGUAGAUGCAACCCCAAGGAGUGGUGUGCGAGGAACUCCAGUUCGACAGAGGGCCGAUCUUGGUUCUGUCCGCAAAGCAAGACAGGUGGAUCUGCAUUCUGAUAUGCCUACAGCAGAGGAUGCGGCAAGUGAACAAUCACUUGAACAAAAGCUUGUGAUUUGGGGAACAGAUGUCAAUGUGGCCUCAUGCAAAGAAAAGUUCCAGAGAUUUCUUCAGCGUUUCAUUGAUCCGACAGCUAAAGAAGAAAAUAUUGGAUUGGAUGUUAAUGAGCCUCUGUAUAUGCAGCGACUAGAGGAGAUAAGCUUGGUUGGGGAACCAUUUUUGAAUGUAAACUGUGACCAUCUGAAAUCAUUUGAUAAAAAUCUGUAUAGACAGCUGAUAUGCUAUCCCCAGGAAGUCAUUCCUACAUUUGACAUGGCUGCUAAUGAAAUCUUCUUUGACCGCUAUCCUCACUCAAUACUGGAACAUCAAAUUCAAGUUAGACCAUAUAAUGCGUUAAAAACCAGAAACAUGAGGAGCCUAAACCCAGAAGACAUUGACCAGCUUAUCACUAUAAGUGGCAUGGUGAUCAGAAGCUCACAGUUAAUUCCAGAAAUGCAAGAAGCUUUUUUCAAGUGUCAGGUCUGUGCAUUCACAACAAGAGUAGAAAUUGAUCGUGGCAGGAUUGCUGAGCCAUCCACCUGCAAGAAUUGCAACACCACACAUAGUAUGGCUUUGAUUCAUAAUCGCUCCCUGUUCUCAGAUAAACAAAUGAUCAAACUGCAGGAGUCUCCAGAGGAUAUGCCAGCUGGCCAGACACCAUACACCAUUGUACUUUUUGCUCACAAUGAUCUAGUGGAUAAAGUUCAGCCUGGUGAUAGAGUAAAUGUUACGGGUAUAUACAGAGCAGUCCCUGUCCGUGUCAUUCCAAGAAUGAGCACUGUAAGAUCUGUCUAUAAGACACACAUUGAUGUUAUUCAUUACUGUAAAACGGACUCAAAACGUUUACGUGGUUUUGAAGACGGAACAGAGGAGAAAAUGUUUACAGAGGAACGAGAGAAAAUGCUUCAGGAGCUUUCCAGAAAGCCAGAUAUUUAUGACAGACUUUCUUCAGCACUUGCUCCAAGUAUUUAUGAGCAUGAAGAUAUUAAGAAGGGUAUUCUUCUUCAGCUAUUUGGAGGCUCAAGGAAAGAUUUCAGCCACACUGGCAGAGGAAACUUUCGUGCUGAGAUCAACAUUCUGCUCUGUGGAGAUCCUGGUACCAGCAAGUCACAGUUGCUCCAUUAUGUCUACAGUCUGGUUCCAAGAGGCCAGUAUACAUCUGGGAAAGGCUCUAGUGCCGUUGGUCUUACAGCAUAUGUAAUGAAAGAUCCUGAAACAAGGCAAUUAGUUCUGCAGACUGGAGCCUUGGUCCUCAGUGACAAUGGGAUUUGCUGUAUCGAUGAGUUUGAUAAAAUGAAUGAAAGCACAAGAUCAGUGCUUCAUGAAGUCAUGGAACAGCAAACCCUGUCUAUUGCAAAGGCUGGAAUUAUUUGCCAGUUGAAUGCUCGUACCUCGAUUCUAGCAGCUGCAAAUCCAAUAGAAUCCCAGUGGAAUCCAAAGAAAACUACUAUUGAAAACAUACAGCUUCCCCAUACCUUGUUGUCCAGGUUUGAUCUCAUUUUCCUUAUGCUGGAUCCUCGCGAUGAAGCCUAUGACAGACGUUUGGCUCACCACUUGGUUGCAUUAUACUAUCAAACUGAAGAGCAGAUGGAAGAGGAGUACAUGGAUAUGGCAGUAUUAAGAGAUUAUAUUGCUUAUGCUCGUGCCUAUGUCAAUCCAAGAUUGAGUGAAGAAGCAAGUCAAGCUCUCAUUGGGGCAUACGUUGAAAUGAGAAAGAUUGGAAGUGGUAGAGGAAUGGUUUCUGCCUAUCCUCGGCAAUUGGAGUCUUUGAUUCGUUUGGCAGAAGCUCAUGCUAAAGUCCGUUUUUCUACUAAGGUGGAAACGAUAGAUGUAGAAGAAGCUAAACGUCUUCAUCGUGAGGCUCUGAAACAGUCUGCUACUGAUCCAAGGACUGGAAUUGUGGAUAUAUCUAUUCUCACUACAGGAAUGAGUGCCACUGCACGUAAACGCAAAGAAGAAUUGGCUCAAGCUUUGAAGAAGCUUAUUCAGUCCAAGGGUAAAACACCAGCUCUGAGAUACCAACAGCUCUUUGAAGAUCUUCGUGCACAGUCUGAAACAGCUGUCACUAAAGAAAUGUUUGAAGAAGCACUUCAUGCAUUGGCUGAUGAUGACUUCUUGACUGUGACUGGGAAGACAGUUAGAUUGCUCUGAAUAAGGCCCAAACUUUAUCAUAAUGUAAUUGUAAAACUUGUUUUCUUUAUGUCAGUUGACUUCAGUACAAGUGUUGUAUGUAAUUUAAAGACACCAUCUCUUAGAAACUAACUAGUGUCAAUGGUCAAAAGUAGGACCAGCAUUUCAUAUAAUUUCUAUACAUUUAAAAACUUUCAAUACUAGUUCUAUUUGAAUACAAAUUCAGUUAUGUAUAUUUGUCUGUAUGAAGAUUUUGUUUGUAAUAAACUACUAUCAGCA